This is a messenger RNA of Vicugna pacos (alpaca), 1572 nucleotides long. The record is from RefSeq and is a predicted model, not a curated record. Lineage: Eukaryota; Metazoa; Chordata; Mammalia; Artiodactyla; Camelidae.
UGCUCGUUCCGGACUGCAAAUGAGCACCUGCACACACCUCUUUAUCAGGAUCUUACUCCUUACCCCACACUGCCACCCAGAUGGCCAAGAAACCUGCAUCAGAGUCAGGUACAAGAGGGCCAGGCCUGUCCCUCAGGCCUGGAACUGCCCACGGUGCUACUGCAGAUGGAGCGGAGCCGGCGGGCCCAGGAGCAGCUCCUGUGGGACUUGGAGCUGCUGACCGGGGCAGGGCUGGGCCUCUUCUGGCCCCACCGGGCCCAGCUUUGUGGUCUGAGAGGCCAGGCCCAGUGUGCAUGGAGCCAGGGCAGCAUGCCCCAUGGUAGGAUGGAUGGGGGCUCUGAGCAGCGGACAAGUUGGAGUUCCAGGCUGUGCUCAUCGCCUCCUGCUGAGGACUCCCUGAACCAGACCCAUCAGCUCCUGGAGGGGGGGCAGUCGGUGGACCCAUCAUCAGCCCGGGAUCUAAGUGAAGCCAGGAGUAAUGCAGACCCAAGGUGGGAGAGCCCUGGCAUGCCUGCAGAGUCCACGCCUGGUUGCUUACAAGAGCUGAACCCCACCACCACCGGCAGUUUUGGGGAACCAGGAAGCUCAGAGUUCAAGGACCUGACCCAGAGGGAUGAGAGGGGCCAAGCAGAGCCCACAACCCAGAGGCCCAGUCGAUCAUCAUCCAGGAGCCUACAGGAGAAAAAGCUUGCUCAGGGAGCCCCAGGACCCUCAAGCUUCCCGCCCCAGGGCCUGCCAGAACCCCAAGAUCCCCUGGAGGGGCUGGGCUGCAGCCCAGGCCAGGAGAGAGCAGAGCUUCAGAAGCUGCUAAGGAUUGAGAUGAUUCAGAGUCAGAGAGAGGAGGACCCUCAGGAGCAGAAAGAAGAGACCCCUCAGGAUCAGAGAGGGGAGGCCCCCCAGGGGAAGGACAAAGACUUUCCUCAGAGGAAGAGAGAGAAGACACAACAGGGUCAGAGUGUGGAGGCUAUGCAGGCUCUGAGGGAAGAAGAGGUCCCUGAAGGGCAAAGGUGGGAGGCCCCCCAGGGUGAGAACAAAGAGGCUCCUCAAGGUCAAGACAGAAAUCACUCUAAGUGUCAGAGAAAGGAGGCCCUCUUGGAGCAGAGUGAGGAUUCUCCUCAGGGCCUGGAAGUGAAGAUCCUUCAGUCUUCCGACGGCAGAGGCUGUCUCUCACAAGCCCUGGAGGUGGCUCAGGGAGAGGCGCCUACACUGCCCUCGGAGGAAGGCGGCUCCCUGGGAAUUCUGGGGGACUUCUGCAGGUCCCUGGGAGAACAGAUGCCGCAGCCUGAAAGCUGGGAGAGCCCAGGCCCCCGGGGAAGGACCAACCAGCUGAUGCAGGUUAAGACUGAUGCCUGGACAGGAGAGUCGGCAUCGGCCGUGGGAGAGCAGGGGCCCGCCCGGGAAGGAACGUGGGUUCCCCUUCCGACCCCGAGGCCCCCAGCCCAGCCGCCACUCCCAGGCCCAGGAGUGGUGAUGCUAGCGGCCCGACACACUGGGGGCUCCGGGCAGCUGGAGCACCUUGCAGCUCCCUCGGGGCACCCGGGCCUGGUGCGCGAUCCGUACGCGCUUCAGGGC